AUGGCGUUGAAAGUCGCCAUAAUAGGCGCCGGCCCAGCUGGUUGCGCUCUGGCUCGCCUACUACAGCAGUCCGGUCAAGAUAUCGCGGUCAACAUUUACGAAAGCGAAGCCAGCCUCGACUUCCGCUCUCAAGGCGGCACCCUCGAUCUACACGUCAAAACCGGCCAAGCUUGCCUCAAAGCCGCCAACCUCUUCCCUCAAUUCGAGGAACACGCCCGCUACGACGGCGAAGCGAUGAACAUCUGCGACAAACACCUCCUCAGCUACAUCAAACAGGGCGCCUCCAAACCCGGCUCUUGGACCAGCACCGGCCGUCCCGAGAUCGACCGUCCCAAACUCCGCGAACUGCUCUACAACUCCCUCGCCCCUGGAACAGUGAAGUGGAGCCACAAACUCACCUUCAUCAGCCCCCCGGCCUCGUCUUCCCCUAACUCCAAACCAAUCCUAGAUUUCUCCAACGCCCCCGACGCAAUGGACUUCGACCUUAUCGUCGGAGCUGACGGUGCCUUCUCCCGCGUCCGCCCCUACCUCUCCGACACCCAGCCCUUCUACUCCGGCAUCGCAGGCCACGCCUUCCGCAUCCCCAACGCCGAAACCGAGCACCCAGAACUCUACACUCUCGCGAACCGCGGCAGCCUCUUCUCUUUCUCGGACGGCAGAUCGAUAAUGGCGCAGUACAUGGGCGACGGCUCGCUCAACUGCGCGACCUGGGCCGUCCGUCCCGCAACGUGGAAAGACGAGGGAUGGGACGUGCAUGACCCGAAAGCUGUGAAAGAGAGAGUGAGGCAGGAGUACGCCGAUUGGGACCCCAGGCUUGUAGCCUUCACGCAAGCGGCGGAGGAAGGGCCAGGUGGCGUCGUGCCGCGAGAUCUGUUCAUGCUACCGAUCGGACACGAGUGGGAGCACAGGAAGGGCGUGACGUUGAUAGGGGAUGCAGCGCAUGUCUGUACGCCCUUCGCGGGAGAAGGGGUGAAUUUGGCAUUAGAAGACGCCAUGAAAAUAUCCAACGCCAUCGUCGCAGCGGCUGCGGAGACCGGGGACGAGGAAGCGAGGAGAGAAGUGCUGGACAAGAAAGUGAAGGAGUUCGAGAAAGACAUGUUUGUCAGGGCAAAGGCGACGGCGCAGAUGACGUGGGAUAUGAUGAAUGCGAUGUACAUGGUCCCCGGGGCGCCAAGGGAUGGGAUCGAGAAGUACAUCAUCACGGCAGUAGAGGGGGAGAUGGGUUGGUGGCUGACGCGGUUGCUGUUGAAGCCGUUGGUGUAUGCUUAUUUCUUUGUGUUCAAGAUGAUCUGGUAG
Saxophila tyrrhenica is the source of this 1296-nucleotide messenger RNA. RefSeq lists its product as uncharacterized. The record is from RefSeq and is a predicted model, not a curated record. Bases 1 to 1296 code for a protein of 431 amino acids. The transcript has 2 exons. Lineage: Eukaryota; Fungi; Ascomycota; Dothideomycetes; Mycosphaerellales; Extremaceae. Gene Ontology annotation, molecular function: FAD binding.